AUGUCACGCUGCUGUUGGCUGCUGCUGGUUGCCUUGUGUCACAUGACCUCAAGCACGAAUCCCGGAGUCAAGAUCCGACUGACCGAGAGCGGCAUCGAAUACGGCAGGCAACUUGGACUGGCGUUCAUCCAGCGCAAACUGAAGAGCGCCACAGUGCCGGAUAUCUCCGGAUCACACAGAGCGUCCAUCUUUGGCCACGUCGAGUACUACUUGUCAAAGAUGCAUCUCCAGUCUGUAGAACUACCCCAGCUCGCUGUGGUUCUGAUGCCGGCGACUGGCGUCCGAUUGUCUUUUGGGAACGCUUUCAUCGGCAUGAAGGGAAACUGGAGAUACAACUACCGCAGCAUAUUAUGGGACAGCGGUAGCUUUGAUCUGAACAUGAACAAACUGGCUGUUCAUACAAGCGUCGCCGUCACGAGCCUCCAGACGGGGCGACCUCAAGUUGCUAGUGUCAACUGCGCCGCUACCGUUGGCAGUGUGGACAUUAAAUUCCAGGGCAGAGCCAGCUGGCUCUACAAUCUUUUCAGAAGCAUCAUCAGCAAGUAUUUGCGUAGUUGGCUGCAAAAACAGAUCUGCAACCUGGUUGCUGAUGCAGUGUCUGACCUGAACCCUCGGUUGAAAAUGCUUACCGUCUCAGCCAAGGUGGACAAGUAUGCAGAGAUUGAGUAUUCUAUGGUCUCUGCACCCACAGUCUUGGACUCUUCUAUAGGUUUGAGCCUAAAAGGGAUAUUCUACAACAUACAGAGUCAUCAGGAACCUCUGUUCUCUGCUGCCAUCUUUUCUCUGCCACCAAAGAACAACCGCAUGGUGUACAUUGGUGUGUCUGCCUUCACCGCCAACUCGGCAGCUUUGGUCUAUAACACGGCCGGAGCCCUGAGCUUGCACAUUACGGAUGACAUGGUUCCUAAAAGCUCCCCAAUCAGGCUCAACACCAAAGCAUUUGGAUUUUUCAUCCCUCAGAUUGCCAAACUUUCCCCAAGUUUGAUGAUGAAACUGCUGGUUAAGACGGUGAAAAAUCCUGUCAUCACCAUGGAACCGAACAACGUGACGGUUCAGGCCACAAGCACGGUGACUGCCUAUGCUAUCCAACCAAACCGUAGACUCUCGCCGCUAUUUGUCCUCAACUUGGAGGCAAGCGUGAGCGCCCAAGUGUUUGUCAGCGGCACGAAGCUAGCUGCAGCUGUCACCUUGAACAAACUGAAUCUGACCCUGGGCACAAGCUAUGUGGGAGACUUUCAGGUCAGACCUCUUGACAACAUCCUGAAAAUGGUCCUGUAUUUAUUAGUUCAACCCAAACUGAAUGGUAAACUUGCAAAGGGAUACCCUCUCCCCACUAUUGGAAAGAUGAAGCUUGCAAACACUGAACUUCAUGUCCUCAAGGACUAUUUUCUGAUUGGAACAGAUGUUGAGUGUAUAGAGUGA
This is a messenger RNA of Nerophis ophidion (straightnose pipefish), 1422 nucleotides long. Its product is annotated as lipopolysaccharide-binding protein-like. The transcript is spliced from 15 exons. NCBI's taxonomy places the organism in Eukaryota, Metazoa, Chordata, Actinopteri, Syngnathiformes, Syngnathidae. The record is from RefSeq and is a predicted model, not a curated record. Gene Ontology annotation, molecular function: lipid binding. The coding region runs from base 1 to 1422 and encodes 473 amino acids.